GGACGCCGGGUCGCGAUGCAGAGGCUGGGGGUGGUGCUGGGACACCUGCGGGGCCAGCCCGACGCCCACCCGGGGCCUGCGCUGCGGGCCGAGUGGUGCCUGAGCGGCGCCCCGGCGGCCUCAGCCGCGGACGUGGUGGUGGUGCACGGGCGGCGCACGGCCAUCGGCCGAGGGGGCCGCGGCGGCUUCAAGGACACCACCCCGGACGAGCUCCUCUCGACCGUGUUGACCGCGGUUCUCCAGGACGUGGGGCUGAGUCCGGCCCAGCUGGGGGACAUCUGCGUGGGAAAUGUACUUCAGCCAGGGGCCGGGGCAGUCAUGGCUCGAAUCGCCCAGUUUCUGAGUGACAUCCCAGAGACUGUGCCCUUGUCCAGUGUCAACAGGCAGUGCUCGUCCGGGCUGCAGGCAGUGGCCAGCAUAGCUGGUGGCAUCAGAAGCGGGUCUUAUGACAUUGGCAUGGCCUGUGGGGUGGAGUCCAUGUCCCUGGCUGGCGGAGUGAACCCUGGAAAUAUUACUUCGCGCUUGGCAGAGAACGAGAAGGCCAGAGACUGCCUGAUUCCUAUGGGGAUAACCUCAGAGAAUGUGGCUGAGCAGUUUGGCAUUUCCCGGGAGAAGCAGGACACCUUCGCACUGGCUUCCCAGCAGAAGGCAGCCAGAGCCCAGAGCAAGGGCUGGUUCCAGGCUGAGAUUGUGCCCGUGACCACCACGGUCCACGAUGACAAGGGCACCGAGAGAACCAUCACCGUGGCCCAAGAUGAGGGCAUCCGUGCCAACACCACCAUGGAGGGCCUGGCCAAACUGAAGCCUGCCUUCAAGGAGGGUGGCUCUACCACAGCCGGAAACUCCAGCCAGGUGAGUGACGGGGCGGCCGCUAUCCUGCUGGCGCGGAGGUCUAAGGCAGAAGAGUUGGGCCUUCCCAUCCUUGGGGUCCUGAGGUCCUAUGCAGUGGUAGGGGUCCCGCCGAACAUCAUGGGCAUUGGGCCUGCCUAUGCCAUCCCUGUAGCUUUGCAGAAAGCAGGGCUGACACUGGAUGAUGUGGACAUCUUUGAGAUCAACGAGGCAUUUGCCAGCCAGGCUGUCUACUGUGUGGAGAAGCUAAAAAUCCCUCCUGAGAAGGUGAACCCUCUGGGGGGUGCAGUAGCCUUGGGCCACCCACUGGGCUGUACCGGGGCACGACAGGUCAUCACACUGCUCAACGAGCUGAAGCGCCGUGGGAAGAGGGCGUACGGGGUGGUAUCCAUGUGCAUGGGGACCGGAAUGGGAGCUGCUGCUGUCUUUGAGUACCCUGGGAGCUGAGUGAGGCCCCAGGUGGCUGGCGGGCUAGGGUUGCUACCCAGACAGCCCUGCUCUGGUGGCAAGAGAUCAACACUGUAUGUGAAGCCACACAGGAAAACCGAGCACUGGUGGUGGUGGUGGGCAAAUCAAGGCACUUCAACAAAUUUAGAAAAUGUGAACCCUGAACAUGCAGUAGAGUGAAUAGACGGCAGGGCUGCCGCCUCUCAUUGGGCCGGACCAAGUUGGCCUAGGUCAUCCAGACCACAGGGCCACCGGGUAAUUCUAGGGGUAAGAGGUGAAUGGAUACAGUAAAUGUGUGCUGUCUUA
Molecule: messenger RNA, 1602 nt
Organism: Loxodonta africana (African savanna elephant)
Lineage: Eukaryota; Metazoa; Chordata; Mammalia; Proboscidea; Elephantidae
Gene: ACAA1
Product: acetyl-CoA acyltransferase 1
Exons: 12
Coding region: 16-1296 (426 amino acids)
Biological process (GO): phenylacetate catabolic process; fatty acid beta-oxidation
Cellular component (GO): peroxisome
Molecular function (GO): acetyl-CoA C-acyltransferase activity
Source: RefSeq, a predicted model, not a curated record